Molecule: messenger RNA, 1728 nt
Organism: Dendrobium catenatum
Lineage: Eukaryota; Viridiplantae; Streptophyta; Magnoliopsida; Asparagales; Orchidaceae
Product: kinesin-like protein KIN-7E, chloroplastic
Exons: 13
Coding region: 1-1713 (570 amino acids)
Biological process (GO): microtubule-based movement
Molecular function (GO): ATP binding; microtubule binding; microtubule motor activity
Source: RefSeq, a predicted model, not a curated record
AUGAAUAAAGCCACGGAACCAGCCAGCAGAAGCCACGGUUUCAGCACAGGAAACCAGGAGGCAAAUCAGGGAAUUAAUUCACGGUCAAAAAGAGGAGCCAGAGCGGUAAAGAAGGCAGCCACCCGAAGAGGCAGUGACAAACCCGAAGAGCAGCAGCCUACUCCCCUACUUGCGAAUUCAGCUCCUGAUGAAUUAUCUGUUGUUGAUUUCCUGGAGGCGGUGCAUACAGAUCAUCAAGUUCUUCGAGUUUUUCGCCAAAUCUUUUUAGAAUCUCUUCUUGUUCUUUUUCAAAUUGCUGUUGUAGAUAACUUUUGUAUUUUUCGAAUUUCUGAUCACAUAGGAACAUGUUAUAUUGCAGUUAUCAAUGACUUGCUUGAUCCGGCUGGACAGAACCUUCGAAUAAGAGAAGAUUCGCAGGGAACUUACGUGGAAGGAAUUAAAGAAGAAGUCGUUUUGUCUCCUGCUCAUGCACUCUCAUUGAUAGCUUCUGGUGAAGAGCACCGACAUGUUGGGUCAAAUAACUUUAAUCUGCUUAGCAGUCGCAGCCAUACUAUCUUCACCUUGACAAUUGAGAGCAGCCCUUCUGAUGAAAAUAGUGGGGAUGAAGAUGUUACACUGUCUCAACUGAAUUUGAUUGAUCUUGCAGGUUCAGAAAGUUCGAAGGCUGAAACCACGGGCUUGAGACGGAAAGAAGGUUCAUACAUAAACAAAAGUUUACUUACCCUUGGGACUGUGAUCUCGAAAUUAACUGAUGACAAGGCUACACACAUUCCUUAUAGAGAUUCAAAGCUCACACGCUUGCUUCAGUCCUCUCUUAGCGGGCAUGGAAGAAUAUCUCUUAUUUGUACAGUUACACCGGCUUCUAGCAAUAGUGAAGAGACUCAUAACACCUUGAAGUUUGCCCACAGAAGCAAGCAUGUUGAGAUUAAAGCUUCUCAAAAUAAGAUAAUGGACGAGAAAUCUUUAAUAAAGAAAUAUCAAAGGGAGAUCUCUUGCUUGAAAGAAGAACUGCAACAGUUAAAGUGUGGCAUGAUGGAGAAGCACUGUUCCUAUGAUCAGGAAGACAUUGUUAGUCUGAAGCUUCAGUUGGAAGCGGGCCAAGUAAAGUUACUAUCUAGACUUGAAGAGGAGGAGGAAGCAAAAGCUGCCUUAAUGGGUAGGAUUCAACGGCUAACUAAGUUGAUACUAGUGUCUACAAAGAAUUCAUUGCCUUCUCAAGUUGCCGACAAGGGAGCACAUAGACGAAGACACUCUUUUGGGGAAGAUGAGCUUGCUUAUUUGCCUGAUCGUAAACGUGAAUACAUUAUUGAUGAUGACGCUGGAAGUAUUGAUUCAGAGUUAUCAGGAGAGGGUCGAUUUGGUAUCAAUUGUUUAGAUGAUAAUCUAAAAUUUGAGAAAAAGAAUCGGAGGCGUGGGAUGCUUGGUUGGUUCAAAUUGAAGAAACCUGAGUACCUUCAAGGACUCUCACCUAAUGCUGAUUGUGAAAGUUCGGCUAGUGGGUCACCAUUACGAGUUUCACAGCAGAAGAUUUCUUCUGAUUUAACGGAUGCACGAAGAAAUUCUAUUAGCCGGAAGAGUGAUGAUAUUUCUUUACUUAAUUAUUUCCCUGAAAAGACCCCAGCAGGCGAUCUGUUGAGUGCAACAGCUAAAGGACGGCAGCCUCCCCCGGUGAGACACCCCUUUAGUUUAUUACUUUUUGGCAUUGAUGACUGAAUUCAGUAAGGGAAC